UCUUCCGGGUUCCUGUCUCUGUUGGUAUUGUUUGGGUGUAUCAGCGGACGGCUCAACAUGACAGAAACUCACACUCUGCGCUCGUAAUUACGGUUUUUCUCUUACUUUUAUGACGGCUCGGGUUAAAAUAAGAUGCCUUCUGAGGUUUUAACCAAUUGUUUAUCUCGGUAAAGGUGGACAAGUGACCUCACCGUGAUUUCGUUCUGACUUGAGACACCUGUUGCUCAAGUUUCGAUAGACAGGUGUCACUUUCUUUUCUCAGGGAACAGCUCCGGGUCGACAGACUAUCGGAACCUUUCUUUAUUCUCAAAACAUUUAAAUUCACAACUAGUAUGAAAGUUACAGUGACCUUUGGGGACACCGCGGUGGUGGUUCCCUGUAAAGAUGUACGGACCGUUCAGGAUUUAGUCAACCAAGCCGAGCGCAGGUUCCGCAAGGUUUUGGAGCAGCAUGGGGAGAGUGCCAUGAUGAUCCACCACUUGGAGUAUGCUGAAGGAGGGAUCCUGGACAUGGAUGACCUGCUGGGUGAUCUGGUGGAAGACCGAGACAGGCUGGUGGCUGUGAUGGAUGAUGUCCAGCCCAGGAGGACAGACAGUCCCAGAGAGAACGUGUCCAACGGCUACUCCAGCGCCACUUCCAGCCCUGAACCCUUCAGCUACCAUCCCUACCUGCAGUACCAGGAGCCAGUCAGAGGGGAGAUUGAUGUCAAUGAGGCCAGCCUCAAAGCCAACACACCUCUGUUGGUAAGGAGCAGCAGUGACUCUGCUUUGGCCCCACCCACUGAGGCGACAGCUAUGCCCCAGCCUGAUGGCCAUAACAAGAGGUCUCCUGAACCGCAGGAAAUCAAGACUGUACUGAAAGAAGCUUUGGACCGACAGACGGACAGUCCCCCCACCAUGAUGAGCAGGAUUAACAGCAAAAACCUAACGAGGACAGUGGAGUUUCCAGGUGACCGGGGACCCCUGGGUAUCCACGUGAUUCCCUACUGCUCCUCUCUCAGUGGGCGGACCCUGGGCCUUCAUAUUAAAGGCAUCGAUAAAAACAGUCGCUCCAAGAGAGAAAAUCUGUUCCAGGAGGAUGAGUGUAUCGUCCAAAUCAACGGCACACCACUCCAAGACAAGACCUUUACACAGUCACAGGAAGUGUUCCGCCAGGCAAUGACCUCCUCUUCAGUGUGUCUGGAGGUCCUCCCUGUAGCCAACAAACCACGCUAUGAGAAGAGCCUGAUAGGUCAGCUUUUCACCGGCGACGUCAAAGAUGCCAUUGCAAAACCAAAGAGUCCGAUGGUGGCCCGUGCUAAAGCUGACUCCCAACCAGAACCCAAACAAGAUACCAAACUGAACGACAAAGUUGAAGCGAGUCAACUGGAUGCACGUUCCAAGACCCCAGAGCCAGUUGCAGUAAACCCACCAGCGGGGGAGCUCCAGUCUGGCUAUGGCUCCUCUGAGAGAAUCUCUCCCUCUCCUCUGGCCAGGGCAGCAGGCUCCUCCCCAUCACCCACGACUCGUGGUCAGAGCCCCUUGCCCAGUAAGAGUCCUGUUCUGCAGGCCCUGGCCAACCUUAACAGCAGGAAGGGUGGCAAGAGGAUAAAGAUUAACCUGAAGAAAGGCACAGAGGGUUUGGGCUUCACCGUGGUAACCCGGGACACGUCUGUCCAUGGGCCAGGGCCAAUACUGGUGAAGAACAUCCUAUCACGUGGCGCAGCAAUCAAAGAUGGCCGCCUGCAGCCUGGAGACCGCAUCUUAGAGGUGAAUGGAGUAGACAUGAUGGGCCGUAGCCAGGAGGAACUCGUGGCCAUGCUGCGCAGCACCAAGCAGGGAGAGAACGUGUGUGUAGUGGUGGAACGGCAAGAUGACAUCUUCCUGCCUCGAGAACUGAAAGGUGGGGAAUCCAGCAAUCUUGUGUUGGAAGAUGGCCGUGAGCAGCUCAUGUAUGAGAUCCCCCUCAAUGAAACGGGAUCAGCAGGCUUGGGGGUCAGCCUGAAAGGCAACAAGUCCAGAGAGACCGGAGAGGACCUGGGUAUCUUUAUCAAGUCCAUUAUCCAUGGAGGGGCCGCUUACAAGGAUGGUCGGUUGAACAUAAAUGACCAGUUGAUAGCAGUAAACGGUGAAUCGCUGCUUGGACGCUCCAACCACGCUGCCAUGGAGACACUGCGACACUCCAUGUCGGCAGAGGGAAACGCCAGGGGCACCAUUCAGCUCGUAGUGCUUCGAGUCUCCGGACAGGUACAGCAGAUGGGCAGUGCCAACCCUGCACUAAGCACAGCUACAAAUGUCUCCACUGCCAAUCAACACAAUACCCAGAUGGGCUCCAGCAAUCAGGAUACUUGGGGCCAUGAUGCAUACCAGAGGUCUGCAGGACUCUCCAGACCCGCAAAAACAGAGCACACCAUGAACGGUGCCAGUCACGCUCCAAUGACAAACAUCAACUCUGGAAGUGCUCUAUAUUCCACUGUGACCACCAAUGGCAGCUAUGAGGAUGAGGAGCUGGAGGAAGGCUUCAUCUCGUCGCCCUCCCCCAGCACUGUGGAUGAAGUAAAUGGAGACUUACCAAUUACUUUCCGAAAGCCCAGUGAGUUUCAGAAGCCGCCUUACAAUGCCAGACAGCUGCCCAGUAACUACGACAACACACCUCGCAACAGAGCUUCCAAAAGCAUGGACCUGGUGGCUGAUGAGAGCAAUGUGAGAUCGCUGGUUGGACAGAGGAACGAGCCUUCAGAGGGCGGAGCGGUGGGCCUGACUCUGGGCCUGUGGAAGUCCAGCUCCCUGGAGAGCCUCCAGACGGCCAUGUCUGAAGUCAGGCAGAGUCACAUCCAAUCCCAGAUGCCCUUUCAUCACCCGCGACCGCACAUGGUCCGAGGGCGGGGAGUUAACCAGAGCUUCCGUAACGCUAUCGACAAGUCUUAUGAUGGGCCUUCUGAGGAUGAUGACGAUGUGUCAGAGCAAAGCUCUGGUCAGGAAACACCCGCCAGCGGCUCCUCUUACCAGGGCCUGGAUGCAGACAGUGGAAAGAAGAAGAAGGAGAAAACCAAAGAGAAGAAGAAACAGAAGAAGAGAAAAGGGAAGAAAAACACAGAUGAUUCUGUGGAGGAUCCAGAGAAGAAGACCAAAAAGAAAGGAUUUGGACUCUUAAGGUUUGGUAAGAAGAAAGAAGACAAGAGCAAAGAUGCAGCAAAAGGAUCCAGAAACAAACUGGAUGCCCUGAGUGAAGAGGAGCUGGAUAGGCUCCCUGACAACAGAGAUGGCUACAAUCGGUACACUGAGAUCGACUCUGGCCUCGUUACCCCCAGUGUGGAAGACGAUGACAGUGACCCCAACUAUGCUCGCAUCAACAACUUCCGCCAGCCGCCCUCCCCCCAGACAUUCAACAAUCGCACGCCCUCCGCAGCGACACAGACAGGACCUAACCAGCCACAGGUGUCCUCUGAGGAGCUGGAUGGGCUCUAUGCCAAGGUCAACAAGUCCAGACCCCGACCUGCUCUGCAGAACCAGCACGAGGCACAAGCAGCCAGUGACCAACGUGUCCAAGGGUUGCGUAGGGAGUACCCGCAGGCCCGAGCUGCUCCAGUCUACGAGGAACUAGAUGCUGCACGGCGCAGGGUGCUGGAGAACGACCCUAACCGGACAGCACCCAGAGGAGCGGAAUCUCGACCUGCGCGCCACUACGAAGAGAUAGACCGACAGUACCCCACACAGCCCAGGAGGGAUCCAUAUUACCCCACCCUCUCCAGACCCACGCAGAAAGAACCAGCCUCUUACCCCAGACACUACCAUGACCCUCCAGAUUACAGCAGCUCCACCCGUGUGCCACAGCCCCAGUCUCAGCAGGCACCCAGCAAUGUGCUCUACUACCCCUCAGCUCCCCGCGCAGGACAGCAGCACCAGGCAGCGGUGAGGCAGGACGUCCCCCCUUCCCCCACGGCAGGCCACAGGGGGCGGCCUACAGGCAAGCCAGCCCUGGCCGCUACACCAGCCCAGAGAGGUACCCCACGGGGGAAAGACAGCCGGACCCAAGACGGAAGAACCCCAUGAUAGGUGCGGUGUAAAAGGUAGUCCCCUCAUCUGACCUCAUCUAGAAAUGAGGUCAACUGGGACAUUUACACAAAGAAUAUAUAUUGUAAGUAGCUUAGAAUUGAUUCGAGAUUUGUGAGACAUAAUAUCAGCUGUCACUCAGGCUGCCAGUGUAGGUAAGUUAGAUUUGGCCACAUUAAUUUAUUUGCUCAGGAUCCCUGAAAGCAAUAUGUGACAAGUUGAGAGGCUAAAAUAGGAUUUAUUUAUGACCAGUUCACAAGCAUCUGGUCAUAAAUCUUUACAGGCCAAGGCAGAUUUAACAAGCAUUAAGGAUUCAUGUGGGUGCAUAUAAAUAUGUAUAACUGCUUUUGUAUAUUUGCAAGUUUCUAUACACUUGAUUUUUAUGUAGACAUGACAUUAAAAUAAGGGCAGUUAAAUGAAUUUGUUAGAUACAUAACAUAAACCUAGUGCCAUAUGUUGUAUAUAAUCAACUAUCAGUGCUGAUCCGCAUUUUGCACAAGCUGAUCAAAGGGAAGAAAAUAAACAUCACCAUGACCACAAUAAGAUGAGAGACACGGGAAGUUAAAGUUGACAAACAGGAAAUGGAAGUAACCCCGACAAAGUAUCUGCUUGUCCAUGGUUUUUUAUAACUUGGACGGCUUUACAUCCUGCUAUCAACCUUUGCUAUUUAUUAUGUAUAUUUGCCAUUGAUUAGGUGGUUGUGGGUGUGGUUGCUACACUUACUGUACAUUUGUUAAUCAUUUAAAUCAGUUGAGUUUAUUUGUGAUAUAUUUGUGGUGUUUCUAACAAAAUGUAGAACUCUUGAUCCACACACACAACACUUCAAAGGUAUCCUGUGUGACUUGUCAUACUGUGCAGCUAAUAGUUUGAUUAAACAUUUUAAACUUCAAUACAUCAUUGAUAAAAGUCACUGCACCAAAAACUGAUAAAUGUGUCAAUGGUGGUUUGAUUU
Monopterus albus (swamp eel) is the source of this 4983-nucleotide messenger RNA. It is a transcript of the gene pard3ba, whose product is annotated as par-3 family cell polarity regulator beta a. Lineage: Eukaryota; Metazoa; Chordata; Actinopteri; Synbranchiformes; Synbranchidae. Gene Ontology annotation, biological process: establishment of cell polarity; establishment of centrosome localization; intracellular protein localization. Gene Ontology annotation, molecular function: phosphatidylinositol binding; protein binding. The transcript is spliced from 24 exons. The record is from RefSeq and is a predicted model, not a curated record. The coding region runs from base 333 to 4031 and encodes 1232 amino acids. Gene Ontology annotation, cellular component: apical junction complex; adherens junction; cell cortex.